CUUUACAUUGAGGUGAAACAAUCAACUUACCUGGAAAUAAAUUGUUGAUGAUAAAAAAAACACUAGCAAAUUGUAAAAACUAUGGAUCAUCAUUUGAUGAAGUGAUCAAGAUUAUCUUAAAUCAUCUUAUUAUCAACGGACUGAGAUUAAGUGUUAAUCAUAAAUAAAUUGUUUGCGAUUUAAGUUGAUAAAAAUCUUGGAGUACAAAUCAAUAAACUGUUAAGUUUAAUUUAACUGAUUUCCCUUGAAAUUGAUUCGGAUUAAUUGACAAUAAAAACUCAGUGGAUUAACUAAUUGUUGUGAUUGUGUUUAUUGUGAUUUAUCAUCAUUACAAACAAGUGACCGGAUUAAAUUAACAUUAACAUUGUCAAUCUAAUAUUGGAAAAGGUAUCCCCAAUGGUAAUUGGAACAGAUUGAAGCGAACAUUUUUCUUGUCUCAAUCUUGGAACUUCAAUCAAACUUCAAUUUCUUGUUGAAUUUACGAUAAAUAUAUACAAUUAGAUUCUCAUGAUGUUUACCAUUAACUACAUAGAUUAUUUGAAAUCAUUCGAAUUAUAAUCUGUUAGUGGAAAUUGAAAAUCGCUGAAAAUUCUGAGUAAUAUAAUUAUUCCAAAUUGAGAGAAAAAGUUCUCUUCAGUUUUUUUCUAUUUCCUCUCUUUCUCUUCUUCUAUCUGGUUCUUAUUAAAUUCGAUUGAACAUUUCUGGCUUCCUGAACAUAAUCAGAACUUUGAAAGAAUAAGAAGACAGAUAAAUAAAAAAAAAGAGAGAAUUCGAAGAAAAGAGAAUCUCGAAAAUAUAAUCGUUCUAAUCAUUCCUGUUAUCAUCACAUUCUUUUGGAAACUUUGGUAUAUAAUUGAAUAUCUACACUACUCUACUUCUGGAAUUCUGAUUCUGAUGAGAAAUUCUGACGAUGAAAGAAAAAUUUUCACUCUUCCCCCUUCAAUCGAAUCUUGUUCUCUUCGACUUUUUCUUUUUGUAUCAAAUUAACGUCAAUCCUGUAAUCUCUUAGAACUUUAUUUCCAAACCUUCCAACAGAUUAUCUUCAAAUUCUAUUUCAUCAUUUCUUUCCUUCAUUUUCUCUCUUUUCAAAUCCAAAACAAGUUCUCAAUCUCUUCAGGUAGAUGAAUAAUUUUUCUGGUCAUCACGAAUUACAGAAAAGAUUAAACUAGUAUACGAAGUUUUUUUUCUUCUUUUUCUUCAUCAUCAUCAUCUUGUUCUUCUCAUUAACCUGCUAAUUGUAAUUCCAAUAUUAAUUCUCAACAUUUUCUACUCUUAAUAAUGGAACUGAUUGUUUUACUCGACCGUGAAAUCGUAUCAAGAAAGUUAACCCAAGAAUCGAGGGAAAAAUUAGAUCAACAUGAAGAUGACAAUUCGAUAAGAAAAUUAUGUCCAUCCAUUGAAGAUAAAGUUAUGGGUGUCACAUCAUCAGGUAAUAAUAAUGAAUUCAUCAACUAACGGUAAAAGGUUGGUGAUCACAAUUAGAAUUACCAAAAGUCAAUCACGAAGAGAAUCACGAAAAAAACGAAGGAAACACCGCCAAGAGAAGAAAGUUCAAAAGAGAAAAAAGAAAAAGAGUUGAGUGAGAGAGAGAGAAAAGCUAAGAAGAGAAGGGAGAAGAUAGAGUUGGAAGAGAGUGAGAGAGGGAAAAGAAAAAGGGGGAAAGAGGGCAAAAGAAAGACAAAAAGAAAGGAAAGAAAAAGAGAGAGAGAGAGAAAAGGAAAGAAAAUUUAUAGAACAAGAUGAUUGGGGCAAUCGCAAGUCGUCAUUUGAACAGUCGCCGUCGAACUUCAUCUCCCAAUGUUGGAUUAACACUUCAAGUUGCCUCAGAAUCACGAUUAACGAUAACUCGUGAAGAAGAGGAAGAAGACGAAGAGACAGAAAGUGAAACAAAUACAACAGAUGAUAAACAUAAACAAAGGAGGAAACAUCGACAAUAUCGACAACAACAAUCUUCAUCUUCUUCCUCUCAUCAUUAUCCUCAACAGAAACAGCAACAGUAUACAAUUAAUAUUAGUGCCGAUGAAGAUGAUAAUGAGAAUCAUGGUAAAUCAUCAGCUCGGAAUAAAACACUUAGUUUUGCAAGUGAUAGUCAACACGAUGAUUGUUUAAUUAGUACCAAAAGAAAGGAAUAUAAUAGUGAUUGUAAUGAUGAUAAUUGUGAUACAAUUAAGGAUAACAAUUUAAGGAAAAGUGAAAAUAUUAGUAACAAGUUAACUGUAAAUUCAACUGUAACUCCAACAAAUACAGCAACUGGAACAACAACAACAACAACAACUUCGACUUUAAAGGUUCCCGAAGAUGUUAAGGUUAGGUCAAGAUCUUCGUCCGUUUCUAGGCCCUCCAUAAGUAGUGAUAUUAUACAACCAGCGAGUCAUUUACGUCGACGACGGGCCGUUGAAAUUUCCGAUCACAAAGCGUGCGUUUUAUUACAUUCAAAGUUGAAAGGGAUGAAACUUGAGGAUAUUGCUUUACAAGCACUCACUGUAGAGGCUAACGGUGCUAACGUUGAAGCCUCUAAAAGUUAUGGGGAAAGUGGAUCAGGACCAAGCAAUUUAAGCUCAGCAAGUAAAAUGGCCAAGAGAAAGGGACCUUCCACGGAGGGCGGGAAGGGUCCAAGCUCGUGUUUCAUCCUUAGUGAGGAUAGUUUCCUACGUAGGAAUGUAAAGGCCUUCACCGAGUGGUCAGUUUUCGAAUAUGCAGUCCUAGCGACCAUCAUUGCCAAUUGUGUUGUUCUCGCCUUGGAGGAGCAUCUUCCGGAAAAGGAUCGAACACCAUUAGCCCUUCGAUUAGAUAAAACGGAACCAAUUUUUUUAGGGAUAUUCUGUGUAGAAGCUUCUUUGAAAAUUAUUGCCUCAGGGUUUGUGCUCCACAAGGGAUCUUACCUUAGGAACGUUUGGAAUAUCAUGGAUUUCAUUGUAGUGAUAACCGGGUUUGUCACCUUAUUACCCGAUGAGAUUCUCGAUUUAGGAAUAGAUUUGAGAACCCUGAGAGCCAUUCGAGUGUUAAGGCCACUUAAACUGGUCUCUGGUAUUCCAAGUCUUCAAGUUGUUCUCAAAUCUAUCAUCAAAGCUAUGGCUCCUUUGUUACAAAUUGGUUUAUUGGUUUUGUUUGCAAUCGUUAUAUUUGCCAUCAUAGGCCUUGAAUUUUACUCAGGUUCACUUCACCAUACCUGUGUUAGCCUGGAAGAUUUAACAUCGAUAAUUUUAGACGGGGAACAAGAAACUCCCUGUUAUUGUGGUAAUCCAAGUAAUUGUGAUGAUAUCGAUGAUAAAAAGAGAGACAAUGGAGCUCAUUUCUGUGAUUUAAAUAUAUCUUCCUGUCAAGAAGUUUGGAAAGGACCUAACUUCGGGAUAACGUCUUUUGAUAACAUCUUUUUCUCUAUGUUAACUGUUUUUCAAUGUAUCACUCAAGAAGGCUGGACCCAAGUACUUUAUUGGAUGAAUGAUGCUAUGGGUACCAGUUGGAAUUGGAUUUAUUUUGUCAUCCUCAUUAUUCUGGGUUCAUUUUUUAUGCUCAAUUUAGUUCUUGGUGUCUUAAGUGGAGAGUUUGCCAAAGAAAGAGAAAGAGUCGAGAAUCGACAAUCGUUCUUAAGAUUGCGAAGGCAAGAACAAUUAGAACGUGAAUUGGAAGGUUACGUCGAAUGGAUAAUUAAAGCAGAGGAUGUAAUACUUGCCGAAGAAAGAACAACGGAAGAGGAGAGAAUUCACAUUAUGGAAGUUAAGCGACGACGAGAGGCAACGAAAAGCAAGAAGGGAAAAAGCACCUUGAGUAAAAACACCGAAGACGAUGACGAGGAAAACGCAGAGGAAGAAGAGGAAGAGGAAGAAGAGGUGCUUCCUAAGAAGGGUGUACUUAAAGGAUUCGCUCGAGCUUCUUACCUUCAUUCGAAGAUUAAAAAUCGAGGAGCUUGUAAAGCUUUUUGGAGGACAGAGAAAAGAGUCAGAUCAUCUGUUCGUCGAGUGAUUAAAUCUCAAGCUUUCUAUUGGUUUGUGAUAGUUUUAGUUUUUUUAAAUACCGUUUGUGUUGCCGUUGAACAUUACGGUCAACCUCAAUAUGUGACGGACUUUUUUUUUUACACUGAAUUCGUAUUCUUGGGUUUAUUUAUAUUCGAAAUGUUUUUAAAAAUGUACGCUUUGGGUUUUACAACUUACUUUAAAUCUGCCUUUAAUCGUUUCGAUUGCAUUGUUAUCUCUGGAAGUGUUUUUGAAGUUAUCUGGGAUCAUUAUAAGGGAGGAUCUUUUGGAUUCUCAGUUCUUCGAGCUUUAAGACUUCUUAGAAUUUUCAAAGUUACCAAGUAUUGGUCAUCAUUGAAAAACUUGGUCGUCUCCUUAUUAGCAUCUAUGCGAUCCAUUAUCUCUCUGUUAUUUUUGCUCUUUCUUUUCAUUCUAAUCUUUGCUCUAUUGGGUAUGCAACUUUUUGGUGGAAACUUCAAUUUUCCUGAGGAAACACCACCGGUUAACUUUAAUUCAUUUGUUGUCGCCCUGCUAACGGUAUUUCAAAUACUCACUGGUGAAGAUUGGAAUGAGGUUAUGUACCAAGCCAUUGAAUCUCAGGGAGGUGUUGACAAUGGUGGAAUGAUUUACAGCUCAUAUUUCAUCAUAUUGGUGUUAUUUGGUAAUUAUACUCUGCUCAACGUGUUCUUGGCCAUUGCUGUUGAUAAUUUAGCCAAUGCUCAAGAAUUAACUGCCGCGGAAGAAGAGGAAGCCGAAGAGGAUAAACAGAGAGCCAAAGAUCAACUUGAAAAUGAGAUCGCCAACCUAAAUAAACAUGGAACUGGUACUGGAAAUGCUCUUGGUUUACCUGAGGUAAACAUUUGUCCACCUUCACCUUUGCAAAGUGGUAAACAGGUAGCAAAGGGAGGUGGUAAAGGUGAUGGAACCAAAUCAAAAGAUGAUAAAGGUGAUGGUGAGAAAGGUGAUGAGGAAGAGGAAGAUGUCGUCGGUCCUAAACCGAUGUUACCUUAUUCAUCAAUGUUUGUACUUUCAUCUACUAAUCCGAUCCGUCGAGCUGCCCACUAUGUGGUCAACCUGCGUUACUUUGAUUUUGUAAUUAUGGUGGUCAUCUUUUGUUCAUCAAUUGCAUUGGCCUGUGAAGAUCCGGUCAAUGAAGAUUCACAGAUCAAUGAUACGCUUGAAAUUUUCGACAAAGCGUUUACAAGUGUCUUUACCGUUGAACUUUUACUGAAAAUUGUCGAUCAAGGGAUAUUCCUUCAUCCAGGUUCUUAUUGUCGCGAUGUUUGGAAUAUAAUGGACGCGGUUGUGGUCAUUUGUGCUCUUAUUGGUUACGGUAUGGGUGAAAAAGAUGGAGCUGAAAAUUUAGGUACAAUUAAAUCACUUCGAGUACUUCGAGUCUUAAGACCAUUGAAGACUAUCAAACGAGUACCUAAAUUGAAGGCUGUAUUUGAUUGUGUUGUUACUUCAUUGAAAAAUGUAUUCAACAUUUUAAUUGUCUACAUGUUAUUCCAAUUUAUAUUUGCUGUUAUUGCGGUCCAAUUGUUCAAUGGUCGUUUCUUUUUCUGUAACGAUGAGUCCAAAUUAACUAAAGAAGAGUGCCAGGGUGAAUUUUUUCGAUUCUCAUUCAAAGAGAACAGUUUACCUGCCGUUGAAAAGCGAGUCUGGGAAAGACGAAAUUUCCAUUAUGAUAACGUAAUGGCCGCAAUGUUGACCUUGUUUGCCGUUCAAACAGGUGAAGGUUGGCCUGGAAUUUUGCAAAACUCGAUGGACGCUACUUUCCAAGAUUAUGGACCUUUGCCUCAUUUUCGCGUUGAAAUGUCCAUUUUUUACAUAAUCUUCUUCAUUGUGUUUCCAUUCUUCUUCGUGAACAUAUUCGUUGCCUUAAUUAUCAUUACCUUUCAAGAACAAGGUGAAAAAGAAUUGGAAGAAGGUGAACUUGAUAAGAAUCAAAAAUCGUGCAUUGAUUUUGCGAUAAUGGCUCGACCUCAACAGCGAUAUAUGCCCAAGAACAAAGAUUCAGUUAAAUAUCGAGUUUGGAGGAUCGUUGUUUCAACGGGUUUCGAGUAUUUCAUCAUGAUAUUGAUUGUUUUCAAUACACUUCUCCUCAUGAUGAAGCAUAAUAAAGCCAGCCAGGAAUUGAAAGAUUUACUCAGAUACACUAAUAUUGCAUUCACGGCGCUUUUUUCCCUUGAAUGUUCCCUCAAGAUAAUUGCGACUGGAAUUCGGAACUUUUUCAAAGAUUCUUGGAAUGUAUUCGAUUUCGUUACUGUUGUUGGAAGUGUUAUCGAUGCAAUCGUCAUGGAGUUUGGGUCCCAAUUAAGAUCAUACCAGUUCAAUGUUGGUUUCUUACGAUUAUUUCGAGCCGCUCGUCUAAUUAAACUUCUUCGUCAAGGAUAUACUAUUAGAAUAUUAUUAUGGACAUUUAUACAAUCAUUCAAAGCCUUACCUUAUGUAUGUCUACUAAUCGCCAUGUUAUUUUUCAUCUAUGCCAUCAUUGGGAUGCAGGUUUUUGGUAACAUCCGACUGAAUCCGGAAACAGAAUAUAAUCGUCACAACAAUUUUCAAACAUUCAUACAAUCACUUAUGCUGCUCUUCCGAUGUGCUACUGGUGAAGCCUGGCAAGCGAUAAUGUUAGCAUGUACCAAAGGAAGACCCUGUGAUCCUGGAACUCGGAAAAAUAAACCCGAAUGUGGGUCAAUUUGGUCUUAUGCAUAUUUUGUUAGCUUUAUAUUUUUCUGCUCUUUUCUUAUGCUCAAUCUUUUCAUUGCCGUUAUCAUGGAUAAUUUUGAUUAUUUAACUCGAGAUUCAUCAAUUCUGGGGGCUCAUCAUUUGGAUGAAUUCAUCCGAGUGUGGGCUGAGUAUGAUCCAAAUGCCUCAGGGUGGAUUCACUAUACGGAAAUGUAUGAUAUGCUAAGGAACAUGGAUCCACCGUUAGGAUUUGGUAACAAGUGUCCAAAUCGAUUGGCGUAUAAGAAAUUGAUACGUAUGAAUAUGCCUGUAAGCCCUGAGGGUAAAGUUAACUUUUCGACAACCUUAUUUGCCUUAAUUCGUGAAAAUUUAAGCAUUAAAAUGAGACCAGCUGAGGAAAUGGACACUGCUGAUAGAGAGUUAAGGGAAACGGUCAGAAAAUUGUGGCCUCUUCAGGCCAAGAAAAUGUUGGAUAAACUUAUCCCAGCUGAUGAUGAAUUGGGUCCAGGAAAAUUGACCGUUGGUAAGAUUUACGCUGGACUUUUGGUCCUUGAGAAUUGGCGAACCACCCGCUUUGGAACUGUCCCAGGUUCCGGCCUAGCUGAAAAAACUGCUCUCCCUACUUCUGGUGAUGCCUCGCGUCCAUCGUUAUUACAAAGACUCAUGGGUGCAGUUCGUCAGAGUAAUUCCCAUGCCACUCGAGAUCCUCAUGAUGAACAUUAUGACAACGGAAGCGGAGGUCAAGAGGCAAGUCGCAAAGGCUCAGUAAGAUCAAAUCUAAGCGUCGAUGAUGAGGAUGGCAAGGACAGACGUCGAUCUUUUAGUUUCCUUCGACGAGGAAGUAGUAAACGCAAGUCCAAGAAAGACUCGAGUGAAUCGCGAAACGUUGACACUCAGGAUCAAAUGUCUCAGCAAAUGGCUCAUCUUAAACCAGAAUUACAAAUAACUCGAGCUGGAUCUCGAUCGCCGUCGCCGACUCAUGGGGAUGAGGAGUCACCUCCAAAGGGUGGAAUCCAUCGAGGUCGAUCGCCCUCGACCCGAUCAAGGUUACACUCACCUCGACCAUCAGAUGUGGGCUUUGCUGAAGCUGUGUCCGAUGUAGUGGACAUAGUCAAGUACGAAACAUCUCGAAAAGGUCGAGCAAGACGUAAGUACAAAUUGCUUGGUGACGAAUUUUCAUCUUACGGAUCACCGAUACUUGGACGAUCACCAAGUCGCCGUCGAGCAUCAUCCCGACGUAGAUCCCGUUCCCCAUGGAGAGGUCCACCACCAGAUACAACAACAGUUGAACCAAAGGGUCGAAGUCGAUCAACCAGUCCAGCAUAUCGUACCACGUGCCUUGAUGAAAGAUCACGAAGUCCAAGUCCGAUAGACCAUGGUCAUGAUCCAAAUGCUCCAGGUCACAAUCAGGCAACACCAACCUCAGGUCAAGCGGAUAACUAUUAUGGUACAACCAAAUUAGCUGAAAGAAGUCGAAGUCCAUCACCACAAUCGGCUGCCAGUGUACCAGUGUCACGUUUACGAGCCGCUGCAACCGUUAUAAACGCAGCGGGAACCCUUAACCGCUCUCGUACGGGCAGAAGACUACCUGCCACACCCUUCGUUAAGCCUACACCAUUAAGCCUCGGUGGUUCUCAAUCAGUUGAAGGAAUUAAUUUCCCAACCUUAUCCCAUUCGCCGACAAUUCCGAUGAUUGAUAAAUCACCAAAUAACAUUAACUUUCCCCGGGUUAAUGCAUCACCAACCCGAACCGCAUACGGACCAUCUGGACAUUGGCCAGCGCAAUCAACCCCGUCAUUGGGGACUGCAUCUAAUCAACAACAACAACAACAACAACAACAACCGCCUUAUUUAUCACCGGAAACGGAUCCGCCCUUAACAUUUGAAGCCGCUGCCAGUCUUGGUAUGGGUCAGGCUGGAACCGGCUCACGAGUACUGCCCUCACCACUGCCCAAUGGUUAUGGGAAACCGGUUAAACAGACAAAUUCAAAUAUUACCUCGCGGCCUUUGCAACCACCGCCGUUACCAUCUCGAGCAGCAACCGCAUUGGGUGGAGCGGGAAUGUGUAAUAAUACAAUUGUCGGUGGACGAGGUCCACCACCUCCAAUACCAUUGGCUCCAUCCUCAGCCAUUCCAAUGGGUUCAUCUUUACCACAAGGUCAUCAUCAUCAUGUCCACCAUCACCAUCAUCAUCAACUUCCACCGCCACCAUCUCAUCCUCAUCAUUCAACAUCAUCAUCAACACUUCCCAAUUCUUCAUCGCUACCCCGACCUGCCUCAGCAGCAGCAACCAUACCAACACGAUCACGGCCACCGCCACCACUACCACCGCCACAACCACCACCUUCAAUCCCACCACCACCACCACCAAAUUUAGCAGCAGCAGGUGUACUAAUAUCAUCUUCACCCACUCCGCUAUUACCACAAUUGUUGCCCUCUUCAAUGGCUCCAAUAGCCUUACCUUUAACACCGUCAGGUCAACCGCCCAUUUUACCACCUCCAGUACCUAUUAUGCCAAACGCACCAUUGCCUCAACAUCAUCGACGCCUUGUUGAUGGUUUAACACUUCUAGAGGUUGACGAUGAAGACGAUGAUUGGUGCUAACAUCGGGCUAAUCUAAUUGUUGUAAUAAAAUUGAAACUUUUUUUUUCACAAUCAACGUUUCUUAAAUAAUAUCAUUUACUAAUUGUUACUUUCAUCAUCAUGUUAUAUUAUAAUCAUUACAAUUAUUGUUAUUAUUUGUACACAGAAAUCAUCAACAAGCAAAAAAAGUUAUAUAUUGUUAAUUACAAUUAUGUGAUCAUCAAAAAGAUUGUUAAAAAAAGUUUUGUUUUUCUUUAAUCUUAAUUAACAGUUAACACCCAACAAAAAACAAUCCAUAAUUAAUGAUUUGAGUUUCAAUCAUUUAAUUUACCUUUAAGUUUAUCAAGGACCCGCCACAACCUUCAGGUGACAUUGCAAUAGAUUAACCAACUACCUGUAAUGUUUAAUUGUUGUGAAUGAAAAUCAUCGAGAGGAUAAAAAGCCGAAGCCUUAAUUGUUUUUUGAUACCUUUUUUUGACUAUGUUUUAUUAUGGUUGAUCAUUUAAUCAUUUAAUUAAAAUUAUUGUUGUAUCAUUCAAGUAAAUUGUAUCUCUCUCUCUCUCUCUCUCUCUCUCUCUCU
Molecule: messenger RNA, 9804 nt
Organism: Panonychus citri (citrus red mite)
Lineage: Eukaryota; Metazoa; Arthropoda; Arachnida; Trombidiformes; Tetranychidae
Gene: cac
Product: voltage-dependent calcium channel type A subunit alpha-1-like
Exons: 37
Coding region: 1740-9245 (2501 amino acids)
Biological process (GO): calcium ion import across plasma membrane; chemical synaptic transmission
Cellular component (GO): voltage-gated calcium channel complex; membrane
Molecular function (GO): high voltage-gated calcium channel activity; calcium ion binding
Source: RefSeq, a predicted model, not a curated record